Molecule: messenger RNA, 1990 nt
Organism: Penaeus indicus
Lineage: Eukaryota; Metazoa; Arthropoda; Malacostraca; Decapoda; Penaeidae
Exons: 11
Coding region: 164-1711 (515 amino acids)
Molecular function (GO): protein binding
Source: RefSeq, a predicted model, not a curated record
CAUUUAUGUCUAAAGUGUACAGUCUUACUAAUUUUGCAUUUGGGUAUUUUGUGGUCUCUGUACCGAUGACGCCCGGGAUCUUGCGGUUGUGAUAGCGGGUUUGAUAAUCGUGAAACCAUUUUCGAUCUCAUCUGAGUCUGACUGGGUUCCCCUCAAAUCCAAGAUGGCGCGUCAUCACCCAGCUGUUAAUGUCGCGACGAUUACUGAGGAAGAUGUGAUCGAGGAGGAGAUUGGGGAGGAUGGCAUGGUGGAAGUGGUCGCUGUCCGUGAGAGGCAGAGGCCGGAAGAGGACAGGAGGAGAUCCCACGACCCUCCCGACGGCGGCGCUGACGAGGGGCACGAGAGGCGAUCGAGCGUGGUCAUCCUCGAACGCCCCAACAGCCUGGUGGAGAAAGACGUGGACGACACCUCCCUCAACAGCUCCCUCUUGAGCGCCCUGGUCCUCGCCUCCGCCUCCGCCAGCUCCUGCUCAAGCUCCUCCUUGAGGCGCUCCUCCUCCACCUCCUCCGUCUGCUCCGCCACGUCGUCCUCGGAGAAGCAGAGUUCGAGUCCCAAGUCGAAGAGGACCGCCUCCAGGACGGCUGGGAGGGCCAUGGGCUAUACGAUGAACCUCUCGGGCAAGUUCGUCACGGAACUGACCUUGUUUGACCCCAGCGAAGGCCCGGUCAGGACGUCCCACAUUAACCUGGGCGUUUUCUUAGCCACGGACCAAGCCAUGGGAGACCACUCAAUUUACAAGGUGUCGCCCGUUUCACCCCUGGCUCUGCUCAAAAUUAAGACGCAAGACAGACUGGUCCGCCUCAACGACAUGCCCGUGGAAGGCUGGUCUCACAGCAGCGUCAUCGACUUCGUCAGGAAUCUUACUCUUGCCGACAACGUUACCUCUGCGCCCUUACCUACUGCCCCUACGCCCGCAUGCACACCCACGCCCGCGACGAAAGGCGGAAGAGGAAGAGGGAAAAUAGGAGGAGGAAAAGCAGGAGGAGGAGCAGGAGGAGGAGUAGGAGGAGGAGCAGGAGGAGGAGGAGGAGGAGGAGCAGGAGGAGGAGGAGCAGUAGGAGGGAAAUUGUCAAACGACCAAGUGGUACUUGUGCCGUUUUCGCUGGAGUACCGCCGGGCAGGGAAGACCGUUCGUUCCACCGACGAGGCGCCCACCAGCAAGCGAGUCGAGGCGUUACUCAGAGUUCGACGGAAGAGAGCCACAGUCGAUUCGGUCAAGGAAUCCGAGGUCAGAGUCAGGCACGAAAACGAACACAUCAUGAGACUGAGACUGAAACAUGACCUUCCCCUUUAUGUCAAGGUCACCGCGAGGCCGAACGGGGUCAUGGCCUUAACGACGGGGGAGACGGAUGCUCAUGACGAAACAGUAUGCUUCAUGCUUCACCUGUUCACGUCCUCCCCUGCCUAUGCUGAGGGCGGGCAGGUCGUGGUGUUGGAGACGGGCAAUGCAGGGGGGUUUGUGUAUGCUAAUUCCCCUGCAAGCAUUGGCAUAGUGCAGGGCACAACCGUCCCAGUCUCGGCACAUACCCAAGUGGACAUCAAGUUCUUCCUGAUGCAAAGCGCUGUGGGCAGUCCUUUCGUCUCUUUGAAAAACCUGCUUACUGGUAACUACUUGUCAGCUAGUUUAGAGGGCUUGAAGCUAGUACGCCAUGACAACACCAAGCCACUUCCAGACUCCUGUCUAUUUCAAGUCCAUUACUGCCAGCACUAGAUUCCAUUUCCUGUGUCUUAAAAGAUUCCAAAAAAAUACAUGCUUGUAUAUGUACGAGAGGAGAUGUUAGUUAGCAUGACUUUAUAUACGUUUUGUUUGCAUUGUGAGAAAGGUUUUGAUUAAUUUAAAAGUUGAUUCUUGCCGAUGUGGUAUUGCAUAAGGAUUGAUAUUGAAUAAAUGUUAUAUUUCACAUGAACUGAAUGUUGUUCUUGCCCAUAUAUGUAUGACAUUUUAAAAAAUUAUUUAAGAAACGAAGAAAGACCAAUACUCUAGAUGAAA